AUGUCUUGUAGAAAUGCACUAAGCUAAAAGUACAUUAUAAUGCCAUUAUACAUUUACAGGUAUUAAUAAUAAAUCUUUGUUAAUAUGGGUGAGUAUAGUUUAGAUGGGAUAAACAUUACACAUUUAUUGCAUAUUUGCAAUUUCUUUUCAUUAACUUUUCAUUUGAUAAGUGACAGCAUUUGAGUUACAGUUUUACUACUGAUGAUACACAUUGUACAACCCAGGCAGUGUGUGUAUGUAGUCUUGCGGUGAGCAGGUUUUCAGCCAGAGAAGAUUACAAGACUUAUCAGGUGAAAGAUCCACAGUAUGGCUCGGCGUGUUGCUGUGAUUGGAGGAGGAACCUCUGGAUUGACCAGCACAAAGUGCUGUUUGGAUGAAGGUCUUGAGCCAGUUUGCUUUGAGAGCAGCGAUGACAUUGGAGGACUCUGGAGGUUUAAGGAGACCCCAGAGGCUGAACGCUCCAGCAUAUACCAGUCACUGGUUGUAAAUACCUCAAAAGAGAUGAUGUGCUUUAGUGAUUUCCCCAUGCCAGCACACUAUCCGAACUACAUGCACCACUCCAUGAUGCUGAAAUAUUUACGGCUGUAUGCAGAGCACUUUGACCUGCUCAAGUACAUUCGUUUCCAGACAACAGUGCUCAGUGUGAGACAGAGGCAUGACUUCUCUGACACAGGUCAGUGGGAGGUGGUAACUGAGAACAGAGAUGGACACAGAGGAACACAGAUGUUUGAUGCAGUGCUUGUGUGUUCAGGGAGCUUCACGCACCCUGUUACACCCCUCUCAGCAUUUCCUGGAAUAGACACAUUUCCAGGGAAGUGCUUUCACAGCUGGGAAUAUAAGAAUCCACAUUUAUUCCAUAGGAAGAAGGUGGUGGUUAUUGGCACUGGUGACUCGAGUGGAGACAUUGCUGUGGAGAUCAGCAGAGUGGCAGAGAAAACUUUUCUGAGCAUGCGUGAAGGAACAUGGGUUGUGGGCCGUAUGUCUACUGGUGGUCUGCCUUUUGACAUGAACAUGUUUACACGUCUGAACGCCCUUCUGGUGAAAGUGUUUCCUCAAGCUCUGCUCAACUGGGCAGUGGAGAGAUCUUACAAUCAGAAAUAUAACCACAGGCUGUAUGGACUGCAGCCCAGACACAGGAUACUCAGCCAACAUCUCACCAUUAAUGAUGACCUACCAGGACGCAUCCUUCAGGGGGCUCUGCAAGUGAAACCAAACGUGCGAGAGUUCAGAGGCUCGACUGUUAUAUUUGAUAAUGAGGCAGUUGAAGAAGGGAUAGAUGCAGUUGUUUUCUGUACAGGAUACAAGGCAAGCUUCCCAUUCUUACUCCCCUCACAGAACAGUGACCCUGUGGGGAAAGUGAGCCUCUACAAAAAAGUCUUCCCUCUGUCCCUAGAACGCCCCACACUUGCCUUUAUAGGAUUAAUCUAUGCACGAGGACCUAUAAUGCCCAUAAUGGAAAUGCAGGCACGAUGGGCCACUCGAGUCUUUGCAGGUUUAAAUCAACUUCCUCCUGUAUCAGUAAUGCAAAAGAUCACAGAAAAAGCCUGGAAGGCAAAUAUGAAAAGAUACUCUCAUCCACAGAAAGCUGUUCUCGAGGUGGACUAUAUCCCUUACUUGGAUUCCAUCGCACAGGAAAUCGGGGUGUGUCCCAACCUCUUGUGGUUGUUCUUGACUGAUCCUGGUUUGGGUUUUAGGGUUCUGUUUGGUCCCUGCACACCGUACCAGUUUCGGCUGAGAGGGCCGGGUCGCUGGGACGGGGCUCGUCAGGCCAUCCUCACUCAGUGGGAGCGCGUAACCCAGCCAUUCAAGACACGCCCCAUUCCAGAGGACAAAACUUCUACACUACUCUGCUGGCUCGGUCUGGCAGGAGGAGUGAUGCUGAUUUUUGUUCUUAUUGUCUUGCAGAAGAGUCCUUCUUCAGCAUAUACUUUCUUCAGUAUAUAGUAUGGCCUUCUUAGUAGAAUCUGCUCUAGAGAUUUGCAUUAAAUAGAAUGAGUUAUGCUCUGUAAUUGUUACUUGAAAAUGGUAAUUCUGCACUAAUAAAAUCAUGUGAAUGAUUUAGUAAUCUGUAGCAAGACCAUUGGUUAAGAAGUUUUUUAGUUAUGCCACAUGUUGGAUUGAGGACUGGACUGUGACUGAUUAUUUUAAACCAUUAAAAUUGCUGGUUUUAAGCCAAUUAGCUGUGCUGAUAUGGGUACAUCACCAAAAUAAGGCCUGGACUUUUAAAAUGUUCCUAACAGAUGGGCUACAGUUAUAUUAUACUGUACAUAUGUACAAAGUGAACUACUGUAACGAAUCUAAAAUGGGCCUUAGAAACAAGGUGGGUGUAGUUACCAAUUAGGUGGUCACUUUAUGGCAUGUAUUGUUACCUGUCAGCAGCAUAAUUACAAUAAAAUAUCCACUGAUUAUAAAAUGUGAAGCAUACAUUUUAUUUGCACAGUGAUUUAAGGACUGUUUUUUUUUUUUAAUAUUGUGUUUUUGAUGAAAAGCUGAUAAAAUGGUCAUCUUACACUUUAGCCUAGUCACUAUACAGUACACCAGUGCCCUCUUACACAGUAAGUGCACAUUAUCACAGCAGACUUAUCUUAUCAGAUACACGUUAUAAAAAUCAGCCAUCUGACAAGCAUUGAUUCAGAGAAAAUCUAGAUGAAAGGGCGCUCUGGAGCAAGAAUGAUGUACAAGCAAGAAUGAUGUCAAAUUAAAUGAAGAAGAAAGGAAUAUGAAUUCAGUGAGGGCUUGGGUUAAAAACAGACCAUAUUAAAAAUAUUAAAGGUAACUUAAAGAACAAAGGUAACUGAAAGAUCAAGGCAUGUUUUAUAAUUAAGAACCAUAUCUCCUGAGCAGGGUUUGGUUUGUUAUACAUGCAGUAUUUAUAGGGACUUCAAUAACCUGGACCCCUGUUCAAUCCUGAUCAUGAAAUUCUAUUGAAAUUGAUGUUUUUACCUCAAGCGUUUAUUUCCGAAUAUUCACUGCCAUGUACAAUAAACCU
This is a messenger RNA of Hemibagrus wyckioides, 2989 nucleotides long. Its product is annotated as flavin-containing monooxygenase 5-like. The transcript has 10 exons. NCBI's taxonomy places the organism in Eukaryota, Metazoa, Chordata, Actinopteri, Siluriformes, Bagridae. The coding region runs from base 307 to 1944 and encodes 545 amino acids. Gene Ontology annotation, molecular function: N,N-dimethylaniline monooxygenase activity; NADP binding; flavin adenine dinucleotide binding. The record is from RefSeq and is a predicted model, not a curated record.